Annulohypoxylon maeteangense is the source of this 1626-nucleotide messenger RNA. RefSeq lists its product as uncharacterized. Lineage: Eukaryota; Fungi; Ascomycota; Sordariomycetes; Xylariales; Hypoxylaceae. The coding region runs from base 613 to 1458 and encodes 281 amino acids. The transcript has 2 exons. The record is from RefSeq and is a predicted model, not a curated record.
CCAUUUUGACAUUUUGUCACCAUAUAUUAGUCCCAGUUAAGGAAUCUAAGAAAAAGAACGGAUCCCCAUAUUCUACAAGGCCUAGGUGGCAAUGAGAUGUUAAAGACACACUACGCGGGCUACCCCGAACUUGAUUUUUAAUUCUUUGGCUUACGAGAAUCCGCCGCCCUGCUGCAAGACCGUCUUACCUUGACACCACACAAUCACACAACAUCCCGCAUCUAACCAAGCUCACCGACGACUACCGCUGCACCCAGCACAUGUUCCCGGUUGCUGAGCAAGUAAGUGCUCAGCCUACUAAUUUACGAAAUUCAAUCCGACAGGACGGGCCUCAUCAUCGAUACCACGCGCGAAACACGCACUCCCACUUCGCAACCGCCGGCGCAUCAGCAGCCCCGAGGGGCUCCAGUCCAUCAAAUUCUUUCUAUACAGUCUCCGGCGACCGUCCAGAGCGGUUCGCUCUGGCGGAACCCAUGCAUCGACGGCACACUGGCGGGCAACUAUCGAGUAGGGCCGGACUACAAUGUCGAUUACUCCCCGCAAGAGUCGCAUCCGGGCGAACAAAACCAGACUCCACACGCAUACGACACCCAUCACCAUCAAGGAAAUCCAAUGCAGCACGCCGGGCACAGGAGCUUACAUGAACCAUCACAGUCGCACUCUCACCACGCCAUGUCGCAGCAUCACCCCGCCCAUCAUCACCCGAUCCUAAUGGAUCCGGGGCAUCUUGGGCCUCGACACAUGGGUCAUCAGCCUUCGCAUUACGGACCGACGCCGUCGCCUCAUGCUGUUGUCGGUCCGCCGCUGUACCCGGCGAUGACGCCAACCCAGCCUCCUCAUAGCGCUGGAUCGAAGCGCAGUCGUCCGGACGAUCUGGACUUGUCUGUUCCUGGUAUGUCCGAUCUCGAUCAGGGUGACCUCGACAGUAUGCAGUCUAUGGGCGCUGCAUAUGCGCAGGCUGCCGGGGCAGCUCCGACACAUCACCAUCACCGCCUACCAGAUCAAGGGCCACCUUCAAAGAUGAUGAGACGCGAAGGAGACGGAAGCAUGGGGCCCGCAGGAGGUGGCGCCCCGAGUGUGGUAGGACAGGUUGGAAUGCCGGCACCAGCGCCGAGGCCAAGGGGGCCAAAGCUAAAAUUUACGCCGGAAGAUGACGCACUACUUAUCGACUUGAAGGAAAAUAAAAGCUUAACAUGGAAGCAAAUCGCGGACUUUUUCCCAGGGCGUUCGUCGGGUACACUACAAGUUCGCUAUUGUACAAAGCUCAAGGCAAAGACAACACAAUGGACGGACGAGACAGACCAAAAGCUUCGAACGGCGCUUCAAGACUACGAAAACGAAAAAUGGCGCUUUGUUUCCAACAAAGUUGGUCCAGGAUUUACGCCCCAAGCAUGUCGAGAGCGAGCCACGCAACUGAUGGGAGGAGAUACUGGGGAAGUCGGGGAGGAGAACUUAUAGCAAUCAGCGUCUCCGCCAGGAGUGUCAGCUCCUGGGUCCGGGGACACCAUCUAUCCACAGCAGCUCCAAGGUUAGGAGCCAGCAGAGUAGUACAUACUACGACCAUCACCAAACAUACAUAGACGAGGCGAAUACAAACCGAUGAAUAUACUUCAGCGCUAUUAUCGA